This is a messenger RNA of Emericellopsis atlantica, 1777 nucleotides long. Its product is annotated as Metallo-dependent phosphatase-like protein. The transcript has 2 exons. The record is from RefSeq and is a predicted model, not a curated record. The coding region runs from base 300 to 1748 and encodes 482 amino acids. Gene Ontology annotation, molecular function: hydrolase activity, acting on ester bonds. NCBI's taxonomy places the organism in Eukaryota, Fungi, Ascomycota, Sordariomycetes, Hypocreales, Bionectriaceae. Gene Ontology annotation, cellular component: cytoplasm.
CUUCAUCAUCAAAAGCGUCAUCAACUCAUGUCUCGGAUCCAACGUCCAGUCCGUCGAUAUCUGCGUCAUCCAAACCCUUGCUCCCACCGCGACAGGGCGAACCCCGGUGUUUGACGAUUCAGCCAAAGGUGUUUGUCGCGACACCCUCAAACUCUCACCACGUGCCUCCGGCCUUCGCUGCUGAUCCUGCAGAAUAAGAUUGCCAUUGCAACCUCGCCAUACACCGUUUUGGCCUGUACAGAAUGUAGCGCAAGCACGUUUCCCUUCCACUGGAUGUUUUCCCUCGCUAGAUAAAACCCAUGGAUUCGAAGACAGUCCCUGACCCUGCUAACCUCUUGCAUUCCCGACCUGCGACAGAUCGGCGUGAUGAUGAUAAAGGUUCACGACACCCACCUUGGGCGUCAGCCCCUCGGCGAGGGCCUCUUAUUGUCCUGUCCUUAAUCAUUUUCUUGGUCUAUGUCGAGCUUGACGGCGCAAUGCGUCAAUACAUCCUCCCAAUCGUCAGCUUGACUGGCUUGUCGCACGCCCUGCCGAAAUGGCGGAAUGGCACGACUGAGUUGGGCCCGCUCAAGUUCUCUGAUGACGGGACAUUUCAGCUCUCCAUCUUUGAGGAUUUGCAUUUCGGCGAGAAUUACUGGGAUUCCUGGGGUCCCCAACAGGACAUCAACAGCGUCAAGGUGCUGGAGAAGGUCCUUGACUCCGACCGUCCUGACCUCGUGGUAUUAAACGGCGAUCUGAUCACCGGCGAAAAUGCAUUUCUUGACAAUGCCACACAUGUGAUGGACAUGAUUGCUGGCCCCCUGGUCGAGCGUGGGCUGAGCUGGGCGUCGACCUAUGGCAACCAUGACCAUCAGCCCAAUCUAUCAGGCCAAGCACUCCUCGAGAGGGAGCACAUGUGGCCGAAUGCUCUUACUCGCAGCAUGGUGCCCGGCCGCAACGCUGGCGUCACCAACUACUACCUGCCGGUGUACCCCAACAACUGCACCGACUGCAGCAAAUGCGCCCCUGAGUUGCUGCUCUGGUUUUUCGACAGUCGGGGCGGCUUCUACUUUCAAGAAUGGAACGAGGAUGGCUCGCAGGUCGCACAGCCCAACUGGGUUGACUUUGGCGUCGUCGAGUGGUUCCAGCAGACAAACGCCAAGCUUGUGAACAAGUACCAGAAAACGAUCCCGUCUCUUGCCUUUGUCCACAUCCCGACAAACGCCUCGCGCGCUCUCCAGACAGAGUCCAAGGUUCACCCAAACUACCAGCCUGGCAUCGAUGAUGAUUACCCCCUGGCGCCGCAAGCCCAAGGAUGGUGCACCGACGGCGUCAACGACGGGACCUGCAGCUAUGGCGGCCAAGACACGCCUUUUAUGCAGGCGAUCGCCACAAUGCCAGGCCUCAUGGCGCUAUUCUCGGGACACGACCAUGGUGCGACUUGGUGCUACAAGUGGGAGGGCCUCAUCCCUGGUAUGGUCGUUGCUGGCAACGGUAUCAACAUGUGCUUUGGCCAGCACUCUGGCUAUGGCGGUUACGGCAACUGGAUUCGAGGCGCCCGACAGGUGCUCGUCACGCAGGGGAAGCUGGCGAAUCUCGAGAUUGACUCGUGGAUCCGCCUGGAGAGCGGUGACAUUGUGGGCGAUGUGUCGCUGAAUGCGACGUAUAAUGAGGAUUGGUAUCCUGCGACGCCAAACGACAAGACGUCGUGUCCUACGUGUAACUAUACAAUUAUUACCCCAAUGCCAGGGACGCGAAGGGCUAAGUGAAUAUAGGUUGAUCGAAGCGAAGAGAAGUC